AUGUUCUUGUCAGUUGGUGGUCUUAGAUUGUUUCCAUUUAAGAAUAGAAAAAAGUUUGCAGUGAUAACUUGGCCUUCUUUGGAGGAGUUAUCACCAACACCUUCUAGUGGGAACAUUGAGGUUGAAGAAGAGUCGCUUAAUCAAGAUCAAGGGUUGGAGAAUCUAAUGAAGACUUUGCUAACUAUUGAAGUAAUUCAAGUGAUGAAGAUUCAAGUGAUGUCAAAGAGAUUGAUGCAAGUGAGUUUGUUCCAAAGAGCAAGCGUCUUGAAGAGAUUGAAAAAUGCACAUUCAAGUGUGUAG
Messenger RNA from Oldenlandia corymbosa var. corymbosa, 300 nucleotides. NCBI's taxonomy places the organism in Eukaryota, Viridiplantae, Streptophyta, Magnoliopsida, Gentianales, Rubiaceae. The record is from the annotation of a GenBank genome assembly.